This is a messenger RNA of Ylistrum balloti, 3625 nucleotides long. RefSeq lists its product as uncharacterized. The record is from RefSeq and is a predicted model, not a curated record. Lineage: Eukaryota; Metazoa; Mollusca; Bivalvia; Pectinida; Pectinidae. The transcript is spliced from 4 exons. Bases 20 to 3142 code for a protein of 1040 amino acids. Gene Ontology annotation, cellular component: membrane. Gene Ontology annotation, molecular function: protein binding.
UGUCUGACAAACAGGAAAGAUGAAGACACCAAUUCCAGUUCGGAGGUUGUGGAUUUUAGCAUCCUGUUUCAUAUGUGGUUUCGGUGCCAAUACAAACCUGAAUUGUUCUGACUACAAGGGCAAUAUUAUCCAGGAUGGGAAGACAUUUCAGCCAACCAAGGAUAUGUGUCAGACAUGUCGAUGUGAUAAUGGCUUUCCCAUCAUGUGUCACUCUGUCACAUGUGCCCCACCAACUACACCUUGUAAGUGGAAACGACUCACUGAUCAGUGCUGCAAAUUUGAGUGUCCAGAGACUGAUGUGAUAGCAGGGGGAGAUAACUCAAUCAACAGCACCAAACCAGUUGAUAGUGAGGUGGAUGAAGCAUCAUCAGACAGCAUCACCACACUGGGGCUCCGCUUAGUGGCCAGUACUGUCACGUCCUUCCUCGUGUUGGCACUCCUGCUGUUCAUGGUCCAUCGCCUUCGUCAGCGUCGCCUUAUGAUGGCUAUGAGACGUUACCAAGACAACCGACUUGAGCAGAUGGAGGAUUUUGAGGACAGAGUGAUCCCUGAGUAUUGGCUUCAGUGCCCUCCCUAUGAGGAUCCACCGCCCCCAUACACCCCACCAAAGCCUGAUACUCGUUUGCCCUCCAGGGAGGCACCACCACCUUAUGAGGAAGUACCCAGCAACAAUAACAACAUUAACAUGACAACCAUUAUCCAUAACACACAACAAAAUGGCCAAGUAGAUCAGGAAAUGCCCUCUAAUGUCAGUCAUGUCAGUCAUGAACGCCAGUCAUCUGACAGGAUCCAAGAUGCCCUCAACACCGAGUUGUUACAAAGUCUUCGUUUCCGUCAGCAACAGCUUUCACGUAGCAGUUCAGAGGAAUCUGUUGAUUUAUCUGUGACCAAUAACAGGGCUCGCUACAUCCGUAAAUCUAAUUCCACUGCCAAUGCAGGGGCUCUAUGUGAUGGAAACAGAACCACUUCAGGGGCAGGUAACUCUGACAGGAGUCGACGUCAUUCUGGUGUACUGGGUGGAACUUGUAGAAUAGGCCACAGCAACAGCUUUGCCCUUCCACCAUCCUUAUCCUGUGGGUAUGAUACAGUACCAUGGCACAAAACUGGCUACAGUCUCCCUAAAUCAUGUUCCAACACAGUUGUCACAAGGUCUAGGAAUGGGAACCAGGAUCGACCAAUUAGGAGGUCACGUUCGGGUUCAGGUAAUGUCAAACAGUGUUCACAUAGAAGUAUGUUACCACGUGAAUCAGAAGAUCUGUGUAGGUUAGAUGAAAUGUCACUGGAAUUGUACAACAACAAUAUAGAUGCUAACAGAACCACUGAAGAUGAGCCGUUGAGUGAGCCAUCAGAGCGACGAGUGGUAGCUGAUAUUACAGAUACAUUGGAAGGAUAUGUUCCACCGUCCUUCCAGGAUCAACCUGACAAUAAAAUGGUGGCUUCUUCCACAAGAAAGAAACCAACCUCACGUCACCAGAGAUACGGGUCUCUUCCAUCCAAUAUAUGUACAGACACACAAAUGCAUGGAAGUGCUAGUGCAGGACAUGUACGUACUGGUUCACAUGACAGUGCCGGAAAUGGAGCUCAGGUCUCCUUUGUAGAUCCGUGCCCACUGUUACCUCGUGUACACAAUAGUGAGAUAAUGACAAUGUCUUCUGAUCGGUAUGGUAGGGAUCAGUGUGAUAAUGUGGACAGAAAUCAACUAAUGAUGUUUUCCUCUCCUCAAAGGCCACAAAGCUUGGAACACUUACGCCAUCCCGGUCAUGCAUUUAACAUAACUGAUAUUUCAACAAUAUCAGAAUCUGGACAGUCUGGAUGUGAUAGCACUACGCAGCAAGCACCUACACAGCAACAGCAGAACUUACAGGACCUGCAAGCACUUCGGGAAUUAAGACUAUCCAAUUUGUUACGGAGUGCGGAGGGUGGCUCUGUAAAUAACUCCCCACCAUCUCCGGUACAGUCACUGCCUAUUCAGAAUACGGCCAUGCCUCGUUCCAGCUCUAUUGUUUCAGAUGUGUCAAUGUUUUCUGUAUGUUCAGAGACUGGAGAGAAAAAACUCUCCCAAAUAACUGGUCAGGCACUUAGGAGUGAUGCACAAUAUCCGGAAAAUGCUUUCGCAGGACGCCCGGCACUUUCUGUGUUUUCAGGGGCAGACAAUUCUGUAUCUUUAAGUAGGCCAGAAAAUGCUGAUAACAGCACUGGCAGUGAAACACACCCACUUGCUUGUGAAGUUAACGCUGAUAAUCAGAAUGGUAACAUUUCAGAAAACAAUGGCAUUAAAUCUGAUACUUGUACAGGAAAUGAAGCAUAUUGUGAUCAAAAUGACAGAGGCUUGCACCAUGUUAAUAGGAAAAAAGAUGAAAGACAAAAAUCUGGUAGGGAAAGUCGACUACCCCAUGUGAAAUUACGACACAAAAAUAAGCACCGAUCACAUCGGUCUUCAUCAGGUAGCAUUUCAUCUAGUAGUAAAAAAAGACACUCACUGACCUCUGACUCACCUUCUGAGUCUGCAACCACUGUAAGACCUUUGCCAAGAUCAAGGUCAGAGGUCAAGCAAAUGGAGGAACUUAACGCACUGAGGAAGCAAUAUAGAAUGAAAAAGGGUGAUUCCCAAUUAGUACACUGUGAUGCAGUGCCCCCUACUGGACAUAGACAUCAUUCAUUAUACGGAGAAUCAGAUCAUAGGACUUAUUCUCAAGGAGCCAAUAAUUGGGGCGAGGUUUCAGGAUUGUAUGCUGUUACCAGUAUAAUGGGGGAUAUGCGUCCUUCGAAAUCAAAAUCAAAGUCGAGUGCCACCCAUAAAUCAGGAAGUGGAAGCAACAAAGUUCAAAAAUCCCCAACCGAUGGAAACUCUAGUCUGUUUUGUCCUACAAAUGUAGCAUUUGUGAAAAAGAAAGUGAAAUCAGGUAAACGAGGUCGCCAAGGAAAUACUGCUGAUCAAAGAUCACCAAACAUCAAAAUUAGUAGCUUCUCUCCAUCUGGAAGCAAACUACCAAACAGCGAUUUAGACAUAGAGUUGUCUCCCAUGCACGAACUUUCCGAUACAAGCAUGAAAUUCAAAGAUGGUUUCAUUGUUGAUAAUCAAGAUGGAGUAGUAAUGUCGGAGUCAAGAUCAAACAUGGAUAACAACAAUUUUAGUAUGUAAUUAAAUACAUAGAUAAUAUAUCUUAAUACCCUUUCAAUAAACAGAGCAUAAAUAAGUUUUUUCUGCUACGAGAAUUACUGCCUUAAAAACUUGUCCUAGAAAAAUUAGAUACAGUGUAUCUGUGUAAGAUAAUAAUGAAGAGAAAUUCCAUUGUUAACAAAAACUAGUCUGAUCUGUUUGGUUAUUUUUUUAAAGACAAUGGUUGCCAUGGUGUUUUUAAAGUAAUUUCAAUAGAUGUUGAUAUGAGCAUAUCUAGUUGAUGUGCUGUAUACCCAACUUGUGCGUUUUUUUAAAAAUCAAGUUUAUUAUUGUCUUUUUACACUUUCAAUCAUUUGUUGCCAUAUAUGGUAAGAAUAAACCAUAGUUGAUUUGAUAAUUGAUACUUUUAUUAUAAUGUUUGCUUAGUCCAUUUGUUCUCAAUUUGAAUCUCUGAAGUAAACUUGGUUACAACAUGAAAUGUUGAAAGUUUUCUCUCUUUGUUUA